AUGUGUUUGCAGAUGAGCAUGGUGAAGACGUUUGAGGAGAUGACUGAAGCAGGCUCACUCGUAGAGUUCGAAGAGCAUAUGGGUCAGGCGAUGUUCGUGUCCCACCAAUGGCUCAGCAUGCAUCAUCCAGAUCCUGAAGGGGAGCAGCUAAGAACUCUACAGCAGGCGCUUAGAAACAUCAUGUCAGGCACCAGCCAGGUGGGCUUGCCGGUGACGACUGAGAUUUAUUUGGGUCGGUUGCAGUGUCCCACUGCCAACCAUUUCAAUCAGAGAGACUUGUUCAUAUGGUUGGACUAUUGCUGUUGCCCGCAGGGGGCCUCAGUUCUUGCAGCACGUGACCAGCAGGAGGCCAUCGAUAGCAUUCCUGUGUACGUGGCUCGGUGUCGCUUUUUCGUGAUCUUGUGUCCUGCCUUGAUGCACUCGGACCAAAACCUAACACUGAGCCAACAAACCUGGUGUCAGAGAGGGUGGUGUCGAACAGAACGUGUAGCGCUCGAGCUAGCCGAGAGAGAAGAUGGCUGGAUGGUUGUCAUUGAAAGCGCAACGCACCAAACACUGCCGCAGAAAGGGAGGGAAGCACCGCCAG
Molecule: messenger RNA, 586 nt
Organism: Symbiodinium pilosum
Lineage: Eukaryota; Dinophyceae; Suessiales; Symbiodiniaceae
Source: the annotation of a GenBank genome assembly